GGUGUUACCCGUUCAGACAUCUUGCAUUUCUUCCUCUGAAAGGUACUGAAUUUGUCACAGAAUAGCAGCUUAAAUUAUUUACAUUUCAUUGUUUCUUUAAAGGAUUGUGCGGAUUUGCUUUUUUUUUUUUGUUUGUUUGUUGACGCUUUCAUAUUGUUUCUCAGCGGCGUUACAGUGCUUGUGUGCCAAAACACAUCUCGGCUUGUGCCCAGGCGUCGGUAUUGUGCGUCAUUUUCUUUCUUCGUGUUAUUUUUUUUCCAAUCUGACGACAUGGCAACUCCCGCAGCUGUGAAUCCUUCGGAGCAUCCCAAGCAUUGUGUGUAUGCAGUGUGUGCUGCCGAAUAGGAGAUGGCUUCUGAUAUUCCGGGCCCCGUGGCGCUACCAGGAGCACCAGUGGGAGCAGGGCAGGUGAGGAUGGCAGGGUCCAUGCCGGGCCGAGCAGGGAAACGCCGCUCAGGAGGAAUGGACUUUGAGGAUGAAGAUGGAGAAGGACCAAGCAAAUUUUCAAGGUAUGAUGAUGAUCAAGUCCCUGGUGAUAAGGAAAGAUUUGCAAGGGAAAAUCACAGUGAAAUUGAAAGACGUCGUCGUAAUAAGAUGACACAGUAUAUCACAGAGCUGUCUGAUAUGGUGCCUACCUGCAGUGCACUGGCACGGAAGCCAGACAAACUUACCAUCCUGCGAAUGGCCGUGUCUCACAUGAAAUCCAUGAGAGGGACGGGGAACAAGUCUACUGAUGGAGCUUAUAAACCUUCAUUUCUAACAGAGCAGGAACUGAAGCAUCUGAUUCUGGAGGCUGCGGAUGGGUUCCUCUUUGUUGUUGCCGCGGAGACCGGUAGAGUGAUUUACGUUUCAGACUCGGUUACUCCAGUCCUCAAUCACCCGCAGUCAGAGUGGUUCGGGAGCACUCUGUAUGAACAGGUACACCCAGACGACGUGGAUAAACUGAGAGAGCAGCUGAGCACGUCCGAAAGCUCAAUGACAGGACGCAUUCUGGACCUGAAGACGGGGACAGUCAAGAAAGAAGGCCAGCAGUCCUCCAUGAGAAUGUGCAUGGGAUCGAGGCGUUCCUUUAUUUGUAGAUUGAGGUGCGGCAGUGCGCCUUUAGAUCACAUCUCCUUGAAUCGACUGUCCAAUAUGAGGAAGAGAUACAGAAAUGGCUUAGGACCUUCAAAAGAGGGAGAACCACAGUAUUCAGUUGUCCAUUGUACAGGAUACAUCAAAGCGUGGCCACCAGCAGGCAUGACCAUCCCUGAUGAAGAUACAGAAGCAGGACAGACCAGUAAAUAUUGCCUUGUUGCAAUUGGAAGACUUCAGGUAACCAGCUCCCCGGUGUCCAUGGAUAUGAAUGGGUUGACGGUUCCUACAGAGUUCCUUUCUCGACACAGCUCGGAUGGAAUUAUCACUUUCGUGGAUCCGCGCUGCAUCAACGUUAUUGGCUACCAACCACAGGACCUGCUGGGAAAGGACAUCUUGGAGUUCUGCCACCCCGAAGAUCAGAGCCACCUGAGGGAGAGCUUUCAACAGGUUGUUAAACUGAAAGGCCAGGUGCUCUCUGUGAUGUAUCGUUUCCGCACAAAGAAUCGAGAGUGGAUGCUGAUCAGGACUAGCAGCUUCACCUUUCAGAACCCGUACUCGGACGAGAUCGAAUACAUCAUAUGCACCAACACCAACGUCAAGCAGCUUCAACAACAGCAAGCAGAGCUUGAAGUUCAUCAAAGAGAUGGUCUCCCAUCGUAUGACCUGUCUCAGGUGCCUGUUCCUAAUGUUACUGCUGGUGUCCACGAAGCAGGCAAGCCAAUCGACAAGGCAGAGAGCAUGUUCCCCCAGGAAAGGGACCCUCGCUUUGCUGAUAUGUACACCGGGAUUGCAGCUACAGCUGACAAAAAAAUGAUGGCUUCGUCUUCAGCCGGAGGGACCCAGCAGCUUUAUUCUCAAGGCAGCCCGUUCCAGCCAGGUCACUCAGGGAAGAGUUUCAGUUCCUCUGUAAUACAUGUACCAGGAGUCAAUGAUAUUCAGUCAGCAUCUUCAACUGGACAGAACUUGGCACAGAUUUCUCGACAGCUGAACCCAGCUCAGGUUCCCUGGACUGGGAAUCGGCCUCCUUUUUCUGGACAGCAAAUCCCAUCACAGUCUGGGAAGGGUCAGUCAUCUCCGUUUGGUAUUGGAUCGAGUCACAGCUAUCCAGCAGACCCCUCCUCUUACAGCCCCCUGUCCAGCCCCACCAACUCCUCCCCAAGCGGGAAUGCCUACUCGGGCCUAGCCAAUCGCAGCGCUGCUUUCGCUGAAGGUGGACAGAGUGGAGGGCAGUUUCAAGGCAGACCGUCUGAGGUGUGGUCUCAGUGGCAGAGCCAGCACCACAACCAGCAGGGCAGUGAGCAGCACGCGCACCAGCAGCCGAGCCAGACCGAGGUCUUCCAGGAUAUGUUGCCUAUGCCUGGGGAUCCCACACAGGGUACAGGCAAUUACAACAUUGAAGAUUUUGCUGACCUGGGCAUGUUUCCUCCUUUUUCCGAGUAAAUGCAGAGGAGGAAGUCUAACUCUAACCUCUCCCAACUUGAUUUGAUUCAUUCUGAGCUUUAAGUAUCUUCAAAGCCUACAGCACACUGAGACUGUCUAAAUGCAUUCAUUGUACUGCAUAACAGGUGUGGGACUUUGCACCAAUAACAGUGGAGGAGUUUGCUGUUGUAUCAUUUAAUUCAUGCUUAUUUUGAGAACAUCUAGAUAUACAGUUUUCAUAUCACUCCUUAAGGAGGAUGAAAAUCAGAAUAUUACAAGAGAGAGAGAGAGAGAAAAUAUAAGUACAUUUCUUUAAUAACUAGAGUUAAUUACCCAGGAUCAAGACCCCAACUGAGAUAAUCUUAAUUACAGGAGGAAGGGGUACUGAUAGCGUGGUCUCAUUUUGUUUCAGUGAAACUGAGUCACUGAGAGUUCAUUUUACUUGUACUCUGAGCAAAUAAGCCAGUCUGUCUUACUUUAGUUGCUGUGGUUCGUUUAGAAAAUGCAGAUGUGCAUUGCUGCAAACCACUGUUACAUUAACAUAUCAUUGGUGUGAAGGUAUUACCGUAAGGAGUUGCAUAAAAUGACCCAAUGUAGAGAUCCUCAUUCACUUAAUAUUCGUGAAAAUAAUAAUAAUGCAUAGUUUUGCAUACAUAUCAGACUGAUGAGGGAUUGUAUAAUGUUAAUACAAGUGUACAACUUGUAGAAAUCAAAAUAUUUUGAACAUUUACUCCCAUGUAAUUUAGGCUGUUGCAAAAUUCUUGCUGCUGUCCUGUUUUUGUUACGCUGAGACUGGCCUGUACAGUAACUUCUAGCUGAAGUGACGUACAUUGAAAGUUUGCAUAACAUGAAACAAUGUGUGAAAGAGAGAUCACUUUGUUUUACACUAAUCAAUAAAUUUAGUAGGAAUUUUCUUUUAUUUUGUAAAUAAUGCAACGUCUUCAUGAAAUGUGGCCUUUAUUAUUAAUACACUGCUAUACAUUUCAUGCAGCUAUAAUAUAUAUAUAUAUAUAGUAGUGUGCUAUGUGAGUAAAUAUUUAACUAUUAAUCUUUAGUUAUUUGAUAUUUCAAGUGAGUCUAGAAAUGUAAAAGUGUAACGUGAUUCAGUAUUUUUGUGUAACUUUAUAAACAAAUGUGCUCAUGUCAGUAAAUACUUAUUGUGUUAAA
This is a messenger RNA of Polyodon spathula (Mississippi paddlefish), 3663 nucleotides long. Its product is annotated as aryl hydrocarbon receptor nuclear translocator 2. Bases 349 to 2517 code for a protein of 722 amino acids. Gene Ontology annotation, cellular component: aryl hydrocarbon receptor complex; nucleus; transcription regulator complex. Gene Ontology annotation, molecular function: DNA-binding transcription factor activity, RNA polymerase II-specific; RNA polymerase II cis-regulatory region sequence-specific DNA binding; protein dimerization activity. The record is from RefSeq and is a predicted model, not a curated record. Lineage: Eukaryota; Metazoa; Chordata; Actinopteri; Acipenseriformes; Polyodontidae. The transcript is spliced from 21 exons. Gene Ontology annotation, biological process: regulation of transcription by RNA polymerase II.